This is a messenger RNA of Ochotona princeps (American pika), 3890 nucleotides long. It is a transcript of the gene BTBD9, whose product is annotated as BTB domain containing 9. NCBI's taxonomy places the organism in Eukaryota, Metazoa, Chordata, Mammalia, Lagomorpha, Ochotonidae. Gene Ontology annotation, biological process: adult locomotory behavior; circadian behavior; modulation of chemical synaptic transmission. Bases 444 to 2447 code for a protein of 667 amino acids. The record is from RefSeq and is a predicted model, not a curated record. The transcript is spliced from 13 exons. Gene Ontology annotation, molecular function: protein binding.
CCGGGUCUUCCCAUCUGUAGUGACGCGCGCGAUGACGCCACACAGUGACGUGUGCUGACCUGCCUCCUCCUCCGCGGCCAAGUGCCGGCAGGGGAGCCACACCCUGGGCGACUUGCUCAGGAAAAGGCCUUGGGGUCGGGGUCAGUGAGAGAAACACCUGGUGAACCCGCCCAAGGCGACCCCGGACACCCCUCACCCUGGGACUAGCCAGCUCGCGGCCGACCGGUUGCUAAGUGACGCCAGCGCGCAGAGGCGCGUGCGCGGCCACGGCGCUGUGCGUGGGAGCGGGCGCGCGCCGCGGCGGCGGCGGCGGCGGCGAGGACGGCGGCGACGGCAGCGGCCGAGGGGGCGGCGGCUACGAGGCGGGUGCGCAGGAGGCGGAAGGGGCGGCUAGGUCGCUGAGGAACAUCGUCGGGAUCAGUGACUAUCAUCUAUUCCACAAGAUGAGUAACAGCCAUCCUCUUCGCCCCUUCACUGCAGUGGGGGAGAUUGAUCAUGUGCACAUUUUGUCUGAACAUAUUGGUGCCUUGUUGAUUGGGGAAGAAUAUGGCGAUGUCACAUUUGUUGUGGAAAAAAAGCGUUUUCCUGCCCACAGGGUAAUUUUAGCAGCCAGAUGCCAGUAUUUUAGAGCAUUACUAUAUGGUGGGAUGAGAGAAUCUCAGCCUGAAGCAGAAAUCCCUCUCCAAGACACUACUGCAGAAGCGUUCACAAUGCUGCUUAAAUACAUCUACACUGGGCGGGCGACACUGACAGAUGAGAAGGAGGAGGUGCUGCUGGAUUUUCUGAGCCUGGCUCAUAAAUAUGGAUUUCCAGAGCUGGAGGAUUCCACUUCUGAGUAUCUGUGUACCAUACUUAAUAUUCAGAAUGUCUGCAUGACUUUUGAUGUUGCCAGUCUCUACUCACUGCCCAAGUUAACUUGUAUGUGUUGCAUGUUUAUGGACAGAAAUGCUCAGGAGGUACUCUCAAGUGAAGGUUUCCUCUCUCUUUCUAAGACAGCACUUUUAAACAUCGUGUUAAGAGACUCAUUCGCAGCUCCUGAGAAAGAUAUUUUCUUAGCCUUGUUAAACUGGUGUAAGCACAAUUCAAAAGAGAAUCAUGCUGAAAUCAUGCAGGCUGUGCGCUUACCUCUGAUGAGUCUCACUGAACUCCUGAACGUGGUAAGGCCUUCGGGACUGUUGUCUCCUGACGCCAUUCUGGAUGCUAUCAAAGUCCGGUCAGAGAGUCGGGAUAUGGACCUCAACUACAGAGGCAUGCUUAUACCAGAAGAAAACAUUGCAACUAUGAAAUAUGGAGCCCAGGUUGUGAAAGGGGAGUUGAAAUCUGCCUUAUUAGAUGGUGAUACUCAAAAUUACGAUUUGGACCAUGGAUUUUCUAGGCACCCAAUUGAUGAUGACUGCCGGUCUGGCAUUGAGAUUAAGCUGGGUCAGCCGUCCAUUAUCAAUCACAUACGAAUCCUCCUGUGGGACCGGGACAGCCGGUCAUACUCAUACUUCAUUGAAGUGUCAAUGGAUGAACUUGAUUGGAUCAGAGUGAUAGAUCAUUCACAAUAUCUGUGUCGCUCUUGGCAAAAGUUGUAUUUUCCAGCCCGUGUCUGCAGAGCUGAAGUCAGUCUAGCUUUUUGGGGAAAUGGAUUCUGUGCCUUACCAGUGUUCCCACACAAUUCCAAGCAGAGUUUGCCUGCUGUAGGUUGUACACAGGAAGUUGGGGCUGGUAUGCCCUUUGUCCUGAUCCAGGCUGUUCCAGACAUCUGUACAAGGUAUAUUCGAAUAGUUGGAACUCACAAUACAGUGAAUAAGAUAUUUCACAUUGUGGCUUUUGAAUGCAUGUUUACAAACAAAACCUUCACUCUCGAGAAGGGGUUGAUAGUUCCCACAGAGAAUGUUGCGACCAUUGCUGAUUGUGCCAGUGUGAUUGAAGGAGUCAGUCGGAGCAGAAAUGCCUUACUGAAUGGGGACACUAAGAACUAUGAUUGGGAUUCUGGUUACACGUGUCACCAGCUGGGAAGUGGUGCAAUUGUGGUUCAACUGGCACAGCCGUACAUGAUUGGGUCAAUACGGUUGUUGCUUUGGGACUGUGAUGAUCGAAGCUAUAGCUACUACGUUGAGGUUUCUACCAACCAGCAACAGUGGACUAUGGUGGCUGACAAAACUAAAGUGGCCUGCAAGUCCUGGCAGUCAGUGACUUUUGACAGACAGCCUGCCUCCUUUAUCCGCAUCGUGGGAACACACAACACGGCCAACGAGGUGUUCCACUGCGUCCACUUUGAGUGUCCGGAGCAGCAGAGCAGCCAGAAGGAGGAGAGCAGUGAGGAACCAGGGACAGGAGACAGCAACCCAGCCGCACUGAGCGCUGCCAUGGGAGGAGCUGAGAGCCAUGGCGCGUGGCUGGGGAACAAGGCACAGUUGCAGCCCGUCAAGGCCUUUGGGCUGACGAAGAAAGGCCUCUGAGGGAGUUGAACAAAAAUACAUCACGAACAGAUUGGUCUGUGGUUGCUUAGUUGCCAACCCCUCGUUCCUUAAGGUACCCAGCCUCGGUGUUCGGGAGGUGAGAGUCACAGUGCCAGCUGCUAACUUGGAUCCCUAGCCACCAGGCUUGCAGGGAUCCCCCCUCCUGGUGACCAGAAGCAGCCUGGGCUCGUGGCUCAGCCCCCCAGGGCUCAGCCGGGGAGUGGAGGGAGCUUUUCUCCCACACCCCGUGGAGGGGCUCCUGCUUGACUUUGGGGCUCCAUCUGGCACAUCCUUCCUCUGAGCACUUCCACUCAGUGCCACUGGCCCUGACUCAGUGUUUGUCUACCAGGCCCCGCGUCCAGGCAUGCACCACGGACUCCCAGGCCCUGGUUUAAGGCCCCAAAAGGGCUCAGCAAUGGCUUCCUUGGGUCGUAAACAUGUGGGCGGAGCAGCCAGAAAGGGCCAGUGUGUUGGCGGUGUCUCCUCGCUGUCUGGAUUUGAGGGAUCUCUGUCGGCUGUGGUGGGCACUGGCCACCGGUGGGCGAUGGGCCAUGGGCGAACCCAGGAGCCCACUGGUGUACAGAUGGGGAGCGAGUGCUGGGAGCAAGAGGCUGCGCUCAGCACUUCCACCUGUGUCCUGUGUGCAGGGGAGAGUGGGUGCCCCCUUGGGGUGGUAGCAGGUACCUGUGAAGAGUGUGGGGUGCUUGCUGGUGUUGGGGAGCCUUCUUUCUGCUUUAUCCAGCUGGUGCUGCUGGUUAGCAGGAGCAAGGAGCACAUGGUGUUUGCAUGGGACCAGAGUGGCAGGUCGGUGUGGAAUGUCUUGAACGAGCUUGUCCAGGGCUUCUUGUUAGACAUGUCCGGGAGCCCCAGCCUGGAGUCCCAGCCUGGAGCCAGACCCAUGGCCUGGGGAAGGUGGGUGGGCUGGCGGCGAGAUGCGGAACCAUGCCAGGCACCCGUGUCUCCCGAGUGCAUAGCCCAGCUGCCCUCCCAGGCUCUGGGAACUGCUGCGCAUGAAAGACUGCACAGGUGCCCCCCAGCCCCAGCCUGCUGGGAAGGCUUUGGAUGUGCAGCUGCCCACCCCGCUCCUCUCCUGGCCCCUGAAGGACGCACCCUUCUUACUGGCUGUGUAGAAGGGAGGGGAAGAUGACAGGGUGCAACCACAGCUAGGGGAGGACCAGAGACGGUCCCGCCCAGGGCUGCUGCGGCCCCACAGGCUCCCUGCCCCUGGCUGGGCGGUUCCUGGUCCUGCUGGUUGCCUCACCUUUCCCAGAUGGCUUUCUGAUUCAGGCCUGGGCCUGGAGGCCCCAGGCAAGGUGUGUCACGUCCACCAUGAGCCCGAGGUGGCUGUUGGGAGCCUUUUCAAUGGUCACUUUUCUAAUAUUAAGUGAAGUGCAGAUUCCUGACAAAGACAUUAAAAAUAUUUUAUUCCUGGAAGAGUUGGGG